CAUCGCGUAACCCCUUUGGGGAUGCCUCUUGCACACAGGGGGAACCACAACAGGUGAGCCGCUACAAAUGAACCGCCCAGUCGCUACAGGCGAACCGCUCAAUCGCUACAGGCGAACCGCUCAAUCGCUACAGAUGAACCGCUCCAGCGCCGUCGUCCACCUGAAAGAGCUCGGAGCGAGGAACGCCCCCACCCGGUGGGGCUUCAAAUCGGGGGGCGCCCGUCUCGAGGGCCUCCUCUUGGGAUGGGCAAACGUCCAAGGGAGGAGGUCCGGAGCGACCCUUGGGCAUCUCCCUGACAGGAGGAAGAACGUGUUAGACAUCUCCACAAGUGAGGAAGUGAUCCGCAGGUACAAAAGAGCGAACAUAAAGAAAAUACUCAAAGGGGGUAGCAAACCGGGUGGCAGUCAAGGGGAUGGGGCAAGCGUGGCGGAAUGCCAUCGGGAGGAGCCGCCCCACUUGAUGGGCCCCCUCAUUCGGGUUCCCCGCUUGGAAGAAAAAGGAACACUUGGUGGGGAAUACAAAAAAGGGACGUACCACCCAUCAAUCAUUCGAAAAAGCACUCCUGAUGGAGACACAAGGGGGCUGCACAAAAGGGGGGAAGAAACAGCUGCUCCGGAUGAACAGGUGAAAGAUGCGGUGGAUAAAUUAUUCGCCUCCAGGGAAAAGAGAAAAAAUAUGAUGAAGAGAAUCGUUUUUAAAAACUGCUACGAUUAUUUGGAGCUUAUUCACAAACAUGAGGAGGAAAGGGGUAGGGACGAUGAAAGGUAUUAUAAUUGCCUGAACGGUGCAGGUAAAAAUGGGUAUACCUUACCUAUGAGUGAAGGGAAAGUGCAAACCGAGGGGGAGAGCCCCUUAUAUGGUAGCACCCCCCCCAUCGAUGAUGGCCACCUGUUCGAGGUGGAAAACGACGCCAGCAGUGACGCAAACGUGAAGGUUGGCUUGAUCCCCCCAGAGGAAAGUCCCAGGAUGAACGUUUCUAUCUUUUCCGAGGCAGGCAGAAGAGACAUCCUGGAGAGUUGCAAAAGGAGAAGGAACAUGCAAAGCGAAAUGAACAGGAAUAGUGACGCGAGGAAUCUGUUUAAUAGGGAUGUCUAUUUUUGGCUGAAGCGGAAGGUGCACAGGUCCGUGGGGUGGCAGCUAACCGCUGGGGGGUUGCGCCGCGGCGAGGAGGUCGUCGACGUGACGGAGCUGCCGUGCGUCAGGGGAGAGGCGGACGUAAGUGGCAAUAACAAAGUGCGCAGCAGUGUAAGCGGCGAGGAGGACGUAAGUGGCAAUACCAACGUGGGGAGAAGUGUUAACGGGGAGGAGGACGGAAGGGUGAGUAGCAGCGUGGGGAGAAGUGUUAACGGGGAGGCGGACGGAAGUGGCAAUACCAACGUGCGCAACAUGGACCGCCGAACCGACGGGGAGAGCGCCGCGCCAAACGUGCUGGGGCCUGGGCAGGGGAAGGACCCCCCCAGGGGAACGUACCUGCAGAGGCGCGCGGCGCCGCUCCACUUUUUGAGCGGGCUUGGCGAGCAGGGGGCGCACAUCCAGCAGAGCGGCCAUAAUAGCGGUCAGGAGAACGGUCAGAAGAGCGGCCAGGAGAGCGGCCAUAAUAGCGGUCAGGAGAACGGUCAGAAGAGCGGCCAGGAGAGCCCCCAUAAUAGCCGCCGUGGGAGCACCCAUAAUAACCUCCGUGGGAGCAACCCUUCGAGUGAGCAGACUUACCGCGAGGCCUACGCCGGCAUCGUGGACAGCAGCGCGAACGUGUUCAAGCAGCUGCGAGAGAACUACGAGCUCUUCAAAGAGAAGGACCUGUCGCCAACCCUCCUGCAGAGCUGCGAGCAGUUCGUCGGUUACUACUAUGGGAUCGAGAAGGAGCAAAAGGUUAAGGAGUUGAAAAAGUACAAAGAAAUGAAUUUCUACGAAAUGGUAAAGGAGGGAACCUUCACCAUUGAUGACUACAACGGUCUAUUGAAGAGUCAAAUUCUUUUUAAUAAAGAAGAGGAGGCGUUUCGCAAUUUUAAUUUGUUCAAACGGCACGACAUAAAGGUGAACACAGAGACGUAUAACUGCCUGAUGUAUGCAUCUAUUGUGAAGAGAAAUGCAAAAUUAGGUCGGCUGAUUUACCUCCAAAUGGUGAAGGAUGCUGUGGCUCCAAACAAAAAUACCUAUUGCAUUUUGAUGAAGGCUCAUAUUCUUGACAGCGAUCUUAGAAGUGCCUUCCACUUAUAUAGGAAAAUGCUAAAGGAAGAUGUGGAGGUAGACCUACCCAUUUAUUCUACUCUCAUUGAUGGGCUCAUUAAACACAAGCACUACGAAAGAGCAGAGUCCUUCUUCAAUUACGUAGUGAAUUAUAGGAAUGUCACACCAGAUGAGGUACUUUACACCAUCAUGAUUAAGAAGUGCGCCUACAAAGGAGAGGCCGAGAAAUGCCUCAAUUUCUACCACGCCAUGAUUAGCAAUCAUAUGAAAGUGACAGAUGUAACUCUCAUUGAGGUUAUUCAUUGCCUGUCCAAGAGGAGAGAUUACUUCUCCCAAGUUUUUCACUUUUAUAACGUAUAUUUGGCCAACGAAAUGCGGGUGAACCACCGGGUGGUGCUUUACCUCAUCGUGGCUUGCUCCUCUACGGGGAAUGUAAAGCGGCUCAAGGAGGUUUUGAAGAGCGCCAACCGCCACCGCGUCAGGGUCACGGAGGAGAUGUGCUGCUACGUCAUUCGCACCUUUGCCAACGACUGCCGCCGCGAGGGCGCCACGCUCGCCGAGCGCCACAACAACGUUCGGUGGGCCUGGGCGGUGGUCCACGAGCUGGUGCGGAGAGGGCAAGCGGCAGCGGGGGCAGCGGCGGCGAGUGCCACGAGCGCUGGGGGUGGAGCAGCCAAGUCUGCCAGCGUUAGCACCGCCCAUCUUGGGGGAACCCCCCUCCCGGGCGGCACGAAACUUCUCAACAGCAUCGUCCAGCUGUACAUCCACUGCGACUUCCACGACUACGCCAUCAGCAUGCUCAAGUACUUCGCCCGCUUCGAGUGCCUCCCGGAUGCCCACACCUUCGGACUGCUCUACAGGUUGCUCUUCCACAAAAUGAAAGACUACGGGAGGGUCCUUUGUCUCUACGAUUACAUGGUGAAUCAAACGGAGGUCAGGGCAGAUGAGAAGACGCUCAACCUCAUUCUACGAGCAGCCAUCAAAACAAAGUCCUCAAAAAAUACCCUCCAUAUACUGCGGCAGAUGUACGCAGCUAAUGUGUAUCCCACGGCGAAGACCAUCAAGGAGCUCUUCCACGUAGGGAGACACAUAACCGAAAUACAGUUGCUCAUUAACAGUCUCAUAAAGAAACAGAAGAGAGAAACGUACGAGGAAAAUGCAAAGGAGAGUCAACUGAUACAGCUGAACGUGGAUGAGUAUGAAUUGAAGCUUUUUCGCGAGGGCAAGACGCUGAAGACCAAAUCUCAAUUGGACCUGGUGCGGGAGCAGUUCUUUAGGAGGAAGGAGCGCGUUGAGAAGGACAAGCGCAUGUCCAAGGGGAAGAAGUCCUCCGACUGGCUGCCCUACGGCCAGUACCUCCAGCGCAAGCGCAGGGGCGGCGACGCCUACGCGCGGCGCGUGGACCGCCCGAGGCCCAUCCCCCUCGGUUAG
This is a messenger RNA of Plasmodium vivax (malaria parasite P. vivax), 3619 nucleotides long. RefSeq lists its product as hypothetical. The transcript has a single exon. Gene Ontology annotation, molecular function: protein binding. NCBI's taxonomy places the organism in Eukaryota, Apicomplexa, Aconoidasida, Haemosporida, Plasmodiidae. The record is from RefSeq and is a predicted model, not a curated record. Bases 68 to 3619 code for a protein of 1183 amino acids.